Messenger RNA from Brassica napus (rape), 1257 nucleotides. RefSeq names its product probable 2-oxoglutarate-dependent dioxygenase AOP1. The record is from RefSeq and is a predicted model, not a curated record. Bases 88 to 1065 code for a protein of 325 amino acids. The transcript has 3 exons. Gene Ontology annotation, molecular function: dioxygenase activity. NCBI's taxonomy places the organism in Eukaryota, Viridiplantae, Streptophyta, Magnoliopsida, Brassicales, Brassicaceae.
UCAAAAUAUUCACAAAUACAAACUACACUCUUAAUUUAUUUAUUUUUUGGUAAAAUACACUCUUAAUUCUUAAAAAAUAAAAAACUAAUGACAAUAAGUUCGAAAACCCAAUGUCACCUAACCCUUCCAGUCAUCGACUUCUCGAUUCCAAACCUCAAACCGGCAACUCCAGAGUGGGAGUCGGUGAGAGCCCAAGUCCGAACAGCCCUAGAAGAGUACGGAUGUUUCGAGGCCUUGUUCAACGGAGCUUCAGUGGAGCUACGGAAGGCGCUGUUCGAGGCCUCGGAGGAAUUUUUUGAUUUACCUGUUGAAACCAAACUGAGAACAAAGUCUGACAAAAUCUACAAAGGAUACGCUGGUCAGCAUCCGACUCUACCUUUAUACGAGGCUAUUGGCUGUGACGGUGCAAAUAAUCCUCAAAGUGUCGACGAAUUAACCUACAAGCUUUGGCCUCAAGGCAACAUCACCUUCAGCAAGAAUGUUCAGUCAUUCGCGGAAAAUUUAAUAGCAUUAGACGUGAAGGUGAGGACGAUGAUCAUGGAGAGUUUCGGUCUCGAGAAAUACGUCGAGGAGCACCUUAACUCAGCGAGGAAGCACUUUCGUCUCAUCAAAUAUAGAGGACUUAACGAAAACGCAGAGGAGCAGCCAGGCCUCAACCCUCAUACCGAUAGCCAUUUCCUUACAAUACUUUGUCAAAAUGACGUAGUAGAUGGCGUGGAGAUCAAAGCCAAAGAUGGUGAAGAGUGGAUCAAAGCUAAGCCAUCUCAAGACUCUUCUUUCCUCGUUAUAGCCGGAGCUUCACUUCAUGUACUACUGAAUGGUAGGGUGUUUCCUCCGUUUCACCGUGUGGUAAUAACCGGAAAGAAAGAUCGGCACGUGGCUGGACUGUUCGUGCUUCCCAAAGAAGGACUGUUCAUAAAUGCACUCGAGGAGAUGGUCGAUGAUGAACAUCCUCGUCUCUAUAAGCCUUUUAAUUUUGACGCUUACUUCAAGUUCAACAUCAUCAAUAGGUCCGAUACCCAUACGAGGGAUUUAUCUGCUCUCAAGGCUUAUUGCUCUCUCUAAAUAAGAUUGAUUCCUUGCAAAUAAAUAAAGCAAUGUAUAUAUGUAUCAUUUGAUCACUAGCUAGCUUAAUAUGCUUGUUUAUUUUGUUCUUGAGGUGGUUUGUUAUUAUUUUAACUUUGUCUUGUUGGCUCUUGAGCUUGUAAUAAAACCUUGACUUACUGAAACUCCAAAAUAAAUGUGUUGAUCGUGGAA